ACCGUGCUCUCCCUCGCCAACGCCCCCUGCGACAACAAUGGCAACGCCUACAACGGCGGCGGCGGCGCGUUCGCCGAGCUCCUCCACUGCUCGAACACCAACGGCAACAAGCCAUUGCAACAUCAGCAACAGCAAGCCAUUGCAAAUGCAACAUCAGCAGGAGCAGCAAGCAGGCGACGCUUGCUUGCCCCACCUCAAGAUGAUGGCGAUGCCACCCCACCUCGCGUUCUCGCAGGACCAGCAGCACGCCACGGUGGCCGCCUUCGAUCAGCGCACACUUCAGUCCAAUGUUGUCGCAGCUUCGCUGUGGCCGCCGCCGCCGUCGCAGCACCCCUGCCUGCUGCAGAGGUUCGCCGCCGCUCCGGCUGAGGUCGCCGGCCUCCCGUUCAUCCUUGCAGGCGGCGGCGGCGCUGCUGCUACUGCUCCGGCGGCGACGACCAAUGGGGGAGAGCAGAGGCUGCAGCUCUGGGACUUUAAGGAGGGGGAGCAACGGUGGGCCGGCUUGGAGACGGGGCAGGCGGUGGCUCGGCCGUCGCCUGCACUCCACCGUCGCCGCUCCAGCCCUCGCCCGCACGCCGCCGUCGCCCCUCCAGCCCCUGGCCGCCGCCGUCGCCGAUCUGGCACCCGCUCCUCGCGUGCGUCCGAAGGGGAGAGA
Oryza sativa Japonica Group (Japanese rice) is the source of this 655-nucleotide messenger RNA. NCBI's taxonomy places the organism in Eukaryota, Viridiplantae, Streptophyta, Magnoliopsida, Poales, Poaceae. The record is from RefSeq and is a predicted model, not a curated record.